UUAAAUUGGUUAUUGGAAAGAAAAUAAGCAUGGCUUCCAACCCAGCCAACCCUGCUAACCACCUGCCAUACUUCUUUGGCAAUAUUACACGUGAGGAGGCUGAAGAGUAUCUGAUGCAAGGAGGAGUGAGUGAUGGACUGUUCCUGCUCCGCCAAAGUCGAAAUUACCUUGGUGGCUUUGCCUUAUCUUUGGCCCAUGGAAGGAAAGUUCAUCACUAUACAAUUGAGAGGGAGCACUCGGAAGAAGCCGAUGGCCUUAUCUGUCUGCUGAGAAAACCUUUCAAUCGACCACCAGGUGUGGAGCCUAAAACAGGACCAUUUGAAGAUUUGAAGGAGAACCUCAUCAGAGAGUAUGUCAAACAAACCUGGAACCUGCAGGGUGAUGCUCUUGAACAAGCUAUCAUUAGUCAAAAACCUCAGCUGGAGAAACUGAUUGCCACUACAGCCCAUGAGAAGAUGCCUUGGUUCCAUGGGAAGAUCUCUCGGGAAGAAUCAGAACACCGGAUCCUUGUAGGGUUAAAAAACAAUGGAAAAUUUUUAAUCAGAGAAAGAGAUAACAGUGGUUCCUAUGCUCUGUGUCUCCUCAAUGAUGGAAAAGUACUUCAUUACCGUAUUGACAGAGAUAAGACAGGAAAGCUCUCCAUACCAGAGGGGAAAAGAUUUGACACCCUUUGGCAGUUAGUGGAACAUUAUUCAUACAAACCAGAUGGAUUAUUAAGGGUUCUUACUAUUCCUUGUUCACGACUUGGCUCAGAAAAUGAUAAUAUUGUUUUCGAUGCUCGUCCUCCACAUCAUGGAGCCCCUUUUAAGAGUUGGGCAAGAGGUGGAAUUAUCUCAAGACUCAAAUCGUACACCUUUCCAAAGGCUGGCAGCAAAAAGCAACAGUCACCUAUUGCUUCCUCCACUGAUGAAGCAGCAUCUUUUAAUCCUUAUGUGCUCCAAAGAACAAGAACACUCAUGGGAGCUGAUAGAGCUGAUCAGAGAGAGGCCUUACCCAUGGACACUGAGGUCUACGAAAGUCCAUACGCUGAUCCAGAUGAAAUGAGACCAAAAAACGUCACUCUUGACAGGAAUCUGUUAAGCCUGGAGGAUGGUGAACUUGGCUCUGGCAACUUUGGUACCGUAAAGAAAGGGUUCUAUAAGAUGAAAAAGGGAUCUAAGCCAGUGGCUGUAAAAAUUCUUCAGAAUGAGAGUAAUGAUCCAGCCGUAAAGGAUGAAUUACUGCGAGAAGCAAAUGUAAUGCAGCAACUGGACAACCCAUAUAUUGUCCGAAUGAUAGGCAUAUGUGAAGCUGAAGCCUGGAUGUUAGUAAUGGAAAUGGCUGAACUUGGUCCCUUGAACAAAUUUUUGCAAAAAAAUCGACAUGUCACAGAAAAGAAUAUAACAGAGCUGGUACAUCAGGUUUCCAUGGGGAUGAAAUACCUGGAGGAGAGUAACUUUGUACACAGGGAUCUGGCUGCAAGAAAUGUACUAUUAGUCACCCAACAUUAUGCCAAAAUCAGUGACUUCGGACUUUCUAAAGCUCUCAGUGCUGAUGAAAGUUAUUACAAGGCACAAAGUCAUGGAAAGUGGCCAGUUAAGUGGUAUGCUCCAGAAUGCAUGAAUUUUUACAAGUUUUCUAGCAAAAGUGAUGUCUGGAGCUUUGGGGUUUUAAUGUGGGAAGCUUUUUCUUAUGGACAAAAGCCAUACAAGGGGAUGAAAGGUGGUGAAGUCGCACAGAUGAUUGAAAGAGGAGAACGAAUGGAGCGUCCCGAAGUCUGUCCAACUGAAGUCUAUGAUUUAAUGAAAUUGUGUUGGACGUAUAACAUUGAUGACCGACCAGGAUUUGUUGCAGUUGAGAUGAGAUUACGUAACUACUAUUAUGACAUUUCCCACUAACAGCACAAAGAACAGGAGUUUCCUCUGCCUUCAGCAAGCACCUUUUGA
Tinamus guttatus (white-throated tinamou) is the source of this 1925-nucleotide messenger RNA. It is a transcript of the gene SYK, whose product is annotated as spleen associated tyrosine kinase. Gene Ontology annotation, cellular component: cytoplasm. The record is from RefSeq and is a predicted model, not a curated record. Lineage: Eukaryota; Metazoa; Chordata; Aves; Tinamiformes; Tinamidae. Gene Ontology annotation, molecular function: ATP binding; non-membrane spanning protein tyrosine kinase activity. Gene Ontology annotation, biological process: intracellular signal transduction; protein phosphorylation.